This is a messenger RNA of Pangasianodon hypophthalmus (striped catfish), 5380 nucleotides long. It is a transcript of the gene sh3bp4a, whose product is annotated as SH3-domain binding protein 4a. The coding region runs from base 348 to 3245 and encodes 965 amino acids. Gene Ontology annotation, cellular component: cytoplasm. Gene Ontology annotation, molecular function: protein binding. The record is from RefSeq and is a predicted model, not a curated record. The transcript is spliced from 6 exons. Lineage: Eukaryota; Metazoa; Chordata; Actinopteri; Siluriformes; Pangasiidae.
CUCGAGAUCCUACAAAGGAGUGACCGACCCGAGUGUGAUCAUCUCUCUCUCUCCCACACACACACUCACACACACACACACUCACACACACACUGGAUCUCCAGAUCAGGCAUCUUCGUACAAUAGAGGUGAUAAAAUGUCGAGGACGAGGAGUUCAUCACUAACAUCGGCUAGGUGAGAAAAAAGAAACGUCUACAAUCGACGCUAGGGGUGCAAGCAGUGCCGCCUAAAAAAACACUAUCUUGGACUGCGGGUUUGUGCAGCUUAAUAUGGACAGCUGCCAAUGACUGAACCGUACAUCUGGGGCAAUGGAAGUGUGAACAAGUCAGAGCAAGGCUAGUGACAACAUGGCUGCCCAUCGCAUUCGAGUGACCAACAACAACAACGUCCUCCCGCGAUGCAAGUCAGAAGGCACGCUGAUCGACCUCAGUGAGGAUGUGUCCGAGGCCAGUCUUACAGACGUCAAAGUGCCUUCCCCCAGUGCCUUGCGGUUGGACACCACUGCAUCUUUUGGGACUGCACAGGAAGUAGUCGCCAUCAAGGACUACUGCCCCUCCAGCUUCACCACAUUAAAGUUCUCCAAAGGAGAUCGCCUCUACGUGUUGGAUACAUCCGGAGGAGACUGGUGGUAUGCUCACAACAACACCGAGAUGGGAUACAUUCCCUCUUCGUAUGUCCAACCUGUUGGCUAUCGGGACUCUUAUCUCAGUGACAGCGGAAUGAUCGAUAACCUAGGGGACUCCUCGGACGAAGGAGUGAAGGAGUUAGAUCUGCUGGGAGAGUGGACUGGAAUGUCCCUAAAGCUCCCUCCAACUUACAACAGCAAAAACAACCCCUUUGCUACAAAUCCGUUUCUCAACGGGACGGUGCAGAACCAGCUACAAGACCAGAACACCAACCAACACAACAGCAUUGACCUGCUUUUGUUCGACUCUCUGACUCCUUCUGCUCCUGUCUCCACUACCAGCAGCAACAGCACCAGUAACGGAUACGGCAGUAGCAUUUUUGACGGCACGCCCACCAGCCCUAAUGUAGAAACCUUGCAAGAAUUUCGCAAGGAUAACCCAUUUUUCCGGAGUAAAAGAUCCUACAGUUUGUCAGAGUUAUCUGUCCUACAGUCUCAGUCAGCUCCUCCUUUGCCACCAUCCAAGUUCUUUACAGGUCUUAAGGCACCUUCUCCAGAGCAGUUUAAGAGCAGAGAGGACUUCAGGACAGCAUGGUUAAACCAUAGGAAGUUGGCACGCUCGUGCCAUGACCUUGAUUCCUUGGGACAGAACCCAGGCUGGGGCCAAACACAACCAGUUGAGACUAAUAUUGUUUGUAAGCUGGACAGUUGUGGUGGUGCAGUUCAACUGCCGGACACUAGCAUCAGUAUUCACGUUCCUGAGGGUCAUGUUGCAGCAGGAGACACCCAGCAAAUCUCCAUGAAGGCUUUACUGGAUCCUCCACUGGAACUAAAUAAUGAUAGAUGUACUACAGUCAGUCCUGUAGUCGAGAUCAAACUGAGUAACAUGGAGAUAAAGUCAUUCAUAACUUUGGAGAUGAAGGUAUCUGUGGAGGUGAAGAAAGAGAGCAGACAAAUGACAAAGGUUGUAUGUGUGAGGAGUGACAGUAAAGAUGGCCCAUACGUCCCGGUUCCCCAGGCUUACAUAUACGGUGACACAGUUCAGCUUCAGCUGGACAGCCUGGAACCUUGUAUGUAUGUCGCAGUUGUGGUCCAGUCCCACAACAUCUCCUUUAAUUUAACAGUUUGGGAUCAAGUGGUGAAGAAAAUCACGUUGGGCCUGUACGGACCCAAGCACAUUCAUCCAUCCUUUAAGACCGUGGUGGCUGUUUUUGGACAUGACUGCGCUCCGAAAACAUUGCUUGUCAGUGAAGUCGGGAAACAAGCUCAGUCUGCACCGCCUGUCGCGCUCCAGCUGUGGGGAAAGCACCAGUUUGUCCUCAACAGGCCUCAAGACCUUCAAAUAGGCAUGUACUCGAACAUGAGCAACUACGAGGUGAAAACAAACGAUCAGGCCAGGGUGGUCCGGGGCUUUCAGGUAAAACUCGGCAAGGUGAGUCGGCUCAUAUACGUCAUCACGUCUCGAAAUGCGCAAGAGCUGUCCGACUUCACCUUACGGGUUCAGGUGAAGGACGAUCAGGAUUGCAUCCUUGCUCAAUUCUGCGUCCAGACGCCACAGCCACCUCCUAAAACUGGAACCAGAGCCAACGGCCAGCGGAGGUUCCUGAAGAAGAAGGAAGUAGGGAAAAUCCUGUUGUCCCCCUUAGCCAUCACGACUAAAUACCCGCAGUUCCAAGAGCGCUGCAUCACCAACUUAAAAUUUGGUAAACUGAUCAAGACGGUGAUAAGGCAAACAAAGAACCAGUAUUUGCUGGAAUAUAAGAAGGGUGACGUCAUCGCCUUGCUAAGCGAGGAGAAGAUCAAAUUGAAAGGACAAUUGUGGACCAAAGAGUGGUACAUCGGUUACUAUCAGGGAAAGACCGGGCUUGUGCACGUGAAGAAUGUGCUCGUCUUGGGAAAAGUAAAGCCCAUAUACUUUUGCGGGCCAGACCUCACGACCACAAUGCUGCUGGAGCAAAUUCUCAAGCCCUGCAAGUUCCUUACCUACAUUUAUGCCUCUGUGAGGACCGUACUAAUGGAGAACUUGGGAAACUGGAGGGCGUUUGCAGAUGCCCUGGGUUAUGGAAAUCUGCCCUUGACUUACUUCUGCAGGGCAGAUUUGGAUAGUGAGCCCGAGCGAGUGGCUUCUGUGCUGGAGAAACUCAAAGAGGAUUGCAACAACAUGGAAAUGAAGGAGAAGAAAUCUUUUCAGAAGGAGCUCAUGAUGGCUCUGCUGAAGAUGGACUGUCAGGGUUUGGUGGUGCGUCUCAUGCUGGAUUUCGUCCUCUUGACGACGGCGGUGGAAGUGGCUCCUCGCUGGAGGGAACUGGCCGAGAAACUCGCUCGCGUCUCCAGGCAGCAGAUGGACGAUUACGAAGCUCCGCACAGAGACCGAAACGGAGUGAUGGACGCGGAGGCCAUGUGGAAGCCGGCGUACGACUUCCUGCUGACGUGGGCGGCUCAGAUCGGCGACAGCUACCGCGACGUGAUCCAGGAGCUCCAGCUGGGCCUGGACCGCAUGAAGAACCCCAUCACCAAGCGCUGGAAACAUCUCACAGGCACACUCAUCCUCGUCAACUGCCUCGACAUGCUGCGGAGCUCCGCCUUCAGCCCCGCCUCUCACGACGACUUCGCCAUCUAGAACGGAACGACGCGGCGAUCAUCUCCGUCCGACCGCGUUCAGGGCGGGGUAUUACGGACCGUUUUGCAUGUUUUACCUCAGUAGGAUCUGUGAGCAGAUUGUUUUUCCAAUGUGCCCUUCCUCACAGUUUGACCUUUGACCUCUUCUGUACGUCCGUCCAUCGCAGUUUGAGUAUUCUAAUGAUCUGCGUAGUUUGUCCCUAGUCGUCUCCUCUGGAAGCCAAAACACUCUCGCUGGUUCACUGUCGCCAUUUUCGAUGUUUUUGUCGGCGCAUUUACUUUUUAUACAAUUUUUAGAAUCAGCUGUAAAUUAUUUUCUUUCAGUAGCUGAUUAAAAAAACGUUACUUAAUGUCUACUAACACGUAUCGACUCGUCACCUCGUCCCUUUAUCUCAUCAUGUAAUGGUUACUGUAAAGCGUUUGUCCUUUAAUAAAGUCAAAAUCUGCUCUGCUUUAUUAACACAAAUGGACAAUCAGUGAACGAGGUAGAAACAUAGAAAUUAUGCUAGGAUUGCGCUAGUUGUGAGUUAGCGAGCCGUCUGGACUUUACGCUUUACGUGUGUUACACGUCUUUUUAAAAAUGUCAGUGUCACAUGUUUCUGAAAGUGAUCAAUUCAAUUGUUGUUAAAUUUUUUUUUUUUUUUUUUUUGUUUACAUUUUUUCAGUCAGAAAAAAAAGAGUCUAAGGCUACUUACAGCAGACCGUCUAUCUAAUCACAAUCGCUGUCCAAAACCACUGAAACUCCUCCUACAGUCAGAGCUACAAUGCUAAUGCUAACGCUAAUGCUGAGGAGAGUUCCUCUGAGCAGCUUCACACGCGUUAAGGUCGAUUAGCCAUGUUUUCUCCGCUGUAUGAAAUGUUUGUCUUUGGAUUGUAAAAGUUGUAAAAUCCUCUACGGUUGCUGUCUUUUUUACGCCGUGUGCGCUACGUAACGGUUAGAGCUGUGCGAUGUUGAUUUUUUUUUCCUCCCUGCUCACGAGUUACCAUUAAAAAAAUAUCACGAUAAACGAUUUAAUCGUCCAGAACCGGAAACAAGGAAAACAUUUAUUUCCACCAUUUCAUUAUUACGUACGUGUUAGCUAAGUCGAGCACAUUGAUUUCUUUUCCGAUUUCACAUUAAUGAACUCAAAACAUUCUCCGUUUACUGGGACGGAAAGCGAGAGCGAGCGUGAGAGAACACGUGAGACGGAGGAAGGGGGCGGGGCUUCCAGGAAGCGUCCGUUAAUAUCGUAGAGCUCAAAUCAUUCCCGAUUCACGCAUGGAUUGACUCGUCUCCUGUUCUGUCGGAGAGAAAGAAGACCGCUCUUAUCGUAAUUUUGAGUGAUAACUCGUACUAGCGUAACUCCGAUGUUUAAACGCAAAAUGCGCAAAAGUUUUUAAAGAUUGGUCAUCUAAUCUAAUCUAAUCUAAUCUAAUCUAAUGAGAGUAAACAUCACUGGAUAUCGUGACAGUGUAAUAUCGUGUAGAGGCGAUUAAAUCGUUAUAUCACACGACUGUACCGCUAGCUAAAGGACACGUUACACCAACGCCUCAAUAUCUCUUUACCUGUUUCUCAGUGUUCAACCUGGCGUGGUGCAUUAUGGGUAAUACACACUCGCUCACACGCUGAUCGGAAGUAACCACUACGCGUCUUAUUAGAACCAAAUCCUCCAGAACACUAACGAGUGAUAAAUUGUAGCCUGAAGGAAAAAUCGAUAAAGUGCUUUAAUUGCCAAAUACUGAUCCGUGUUAAGUGUUAAGUGUUAAGUUGCAGUAUUAUUCAUGAUCAAGUUCUGUCCUUUAUUUUUCUUUUUCUUUUUUUUUUUACUUGAAUGUUUCUAUUUAUAUCUAAUCGCUAGCUGUGUUUAGACGAGCGUCCUCCUCACAUUGCCGACGAUUUCACGCUAAACGAAUGUUGUGUUUUUUUAGUGUGUAGUGUUAAUCUCCACACACUUCACACUGCUCUGCUGAGUCUGACUGUGUAUCUGUGCGUUCUCGCUCCGAUCUCACUUCUGUCACCUUUACAGAGGGAUUGUGGGAAAUUUUAGGCUCUCACACACGUCAUAGUUUCAGUCACGUGUUUAGAGAAUCUGUCGAAUCAGACGUGCUGUACAUUUUGUUCGAUUCGAGUCAAUAAAUGCGCUGUCAGUUUGGAAA